UUUUAGAAUAGGUCUUCUGUGUAUCACUUUGGCCUUAGACGGUGUUAUAUUCACAGAAAAUCAAAUCUACCUCCAAAAACAUCAAGUUGUAUAAUUGUUUGUGAUUAUAGGGCAAAUACUUCAGCGUAAUUCCCGAUUUUACAAGAAUAAUCGUAGGAAAUUAUCCGAAAUGAAUCAGUUUAUAUACAUCAUAUGUACAGUACCGGCACUCCUUUUACAUAUAUUUAGCUUGGCUUGGGGUGAGGCGAUUGUAUCCAUUGAAUUCAUAGAAUACCAGGGUAACCAAAAGGACUAUGAUGAUAGUAAUUGUGAUUCAUUCGGUGGCAGAUGUGACAUUUUAUUCCAAAUUUGCUUGGGAAAAACGAUAAGCAAUGGCGGGGACAGUAAUAUCGGGACAUGUAAUUACGGAUCGGCGAACACUGGGGCCUUCGACAACAGUGAAACAAUUCAAUUUGGAUCAAAUAUGGCUGGUGUAGACAACCCUUUUAUCAACACGAUAGACGUAUAUCAGGGAGAUUGUUUUCUAAAAAUCGAUGUGUAUGAUAGCGAUAAUAAUAAUGAUGACCUUGUUGACAAGUAUCGCCAAGAUAUUGUGCAAGCAGCCGAUGGUUUGUCGAGGCAGUACACGUUAACCGGUGAAAGAAGUAAUGACAAGACAAAGACUACAAUAGAUGUUACCGUUACGUGUAAUACGGAUUACUACAAUAGCGACUGCGCCACGUACUGCUUAGCCCAAGAUUCAGAUAUCGAUGGUCACUAUACAUGCAAUCCAUCAACAGGCGAAAAGAUCUGUAACUCGGGUUAUUCAGGAACAAGUUGCAAGAAUAAUAUCGACGAAUGUGCUAGCUCCCCUUGUCAGAACAAUAGCACGUGUACAGAUGGUAUCGAUGGUUAUACAUGCACAUGCGCACCAGGUUAUGAGGGCACAUUGUGUUCAACGGACAUUGAUGAAUGCGCUAGCUCUCCGUGUGCAAAUGGUAGCACAUGCGUAGAUGAAGUAAAUUACUACGAAUGUCAGUGUGGAGUGGGAUAUUUUGGGGACCGGUGUGAAAAUGAGAUCGAUGAAUGUCUCUCUUUACCUUGCAUGAACAACGCCACUUGCAGAGAUUUUCUCAAUGGAUAUUCAUGUGAAUGCGUUCCCGGAUUCAGUGGCGAGCAUUGUAAAAUUGAAGUUGACGAAUGUGAAAGCAGUCCAUGCCUGAAUGGAGCAGUGUGUUUUGACCUGCUCAAUGGAUUUGAAUGCACUUGCGCAGACGGAUACCAUGGAGAGUUUUGUGAAGUAGAUACCGAUGAAUGCGAAAGUAUUCCAUGUCAGAAUAACGCCACAUGUCACGAUGACGUCAAUGGGGUUCUCUGUGAAUGUGCUUUUGGGUUCUUUGGAGAAUUUUGUGAUUUACAAAUAAGUAAUUGUUCUGGCUCACCUUGUAAUAAUAACGGUACUUGCGAGACCUUCGGCUCCUCGAUAGUCUGUCACUGUUCACCGGGCUAUUUUGGCGAACUAUGCGACUGGGAAGAGGACGAAUGCGCGAGUACACCUUGCCAAAACGGCGCAACAUGCCACGACGUCAUAAAUGGGUAUGUCUGCUCUUGCGCACUGGGAUAUUCAGGCACAAGCUGCCAAUAUGAAGUGAAUGAAUGUGAAAGUAAUCCUUGUGUAAACAGCGCAGUGUGCAUUGACCUGGUCGCAGAGUUUUUCUGUAACUGUACAGAAGGUUUUGAAGGUAUUUCCUGCGAAAUUGAUAUUGACGAAUGCAUUUUUUCAGAAUGUUUUGGAAAUUCAACAUGUGUUGAUGAGAUAGGUGGAUAUUAUUGUGAAUGUCCAGACGGCUACAAUGGUUAUUUAUGUGAAAUUGAAAUAAAUGAGUGCUUAAGUGACCCCUGCCAAAAUGGUGCCAAUUGUACAGACAAUAUCAAUGCUUUCAUGUGUAUAUGUGCAGCUGGUUAUACUGGUGUCACGUGCGAAGAAGACGUGAAUGAAUGUGAUUCUUAUCCGUGUUUCAACAAUGCCACUUGCAUGGAUAAGCCUAACUCAUAUUCCUGUUUGUGUGACAUCGGUUGGGAAGGUAUCGUCUGCGACCUCAACCCAGAUGAUUGUUUGUACUCAAACUGCUCCACUAACUCGACAUGUAUCGAUGGUAUCGGUGGGUAUUUCUGCGAAUGUCCAGGAGGAUACGAAGGAGAACACUGCGAUAGGGAUGUACAAGAGUGCAAAGAAGAUCCAUGCCAAAAUGGCGCUACUUGUAUUGAAGAAUUUGGUGGAUUUAUGUGCGUCUGUGCCCAGGGCUUUGAGGGUGUGCUAUGUGAUGCUGACAUCGAUGAAUGUGCGGAGAUGCCGUGUGAAAAUAAUGGAACAUGUAUAGAUAUGGUUGAUAGUUAUGAAUGCUAUUGCGCAGAUGACUGGUACGAUAUGAACUGCACAACAUACAUGCCCGAUUUGUGUUUAAAUAACAACUGCACUAAUAACUCCACUUGUCAAGAAACAAGUGUCGGCUUUAUUUGUGUUUGUUUACCUGGAUUUACAGGUAAAUAUUGUGAGGAAGAUGUAAAUGAGUGUUCUUCAAUGCCAUGUAGAAAUAACGGUACUUGCUUUGAGAGCGUCGAUUCGUACUCUUGCACAUGCAGCGUCGGUUUUAUAGGACAUAACUGUGAAAUAAAUGAAGACGACUGUCUUGAUGGAUUUUGUCUAAAUGGUGGAACCUGUCUUGACCAAGUUUCUGGCUUUACAUGCGAGUGUCCUUCGGGAUUCGUUGGGGAAUUUUGCGAAAUUGAUAUUGACGAAUGUGAUAGCAAUCCAUGCGGAAACAAUGCGACGUGCAUCGACAAAAUAAAUGGCUAUAAUUGUACAUGCGUAGAUGGGUUCCAAGGAUAUAAUUGUUGGGAGGAAAUUGACGAAUGUUUGUCGUCACCUUGCGCGAGAGGAACGUGCGUUGAUGGUGUUGCUAACUACAGAUGUAUUUGUGAAGAAGGUUACUAUGGCGAUAAAUGCGAAUUCUUUGAUUGGUGUCAGGGAUCUCCGUGUCUGAACGGAAAUUGUAGCAGCACAUUAGACGGAUUUAUUUGUCAAUGCCUAUCUGGUUGGGUUGGAGCGAAUUGCAACAUCACUAUCAAUGAAUGCGUGUCGUCACCUUGUAUCCAUGGUAAUUGUAUCGAUAAGGUAGACGAGUACGUGUGCACGUGUAAUGGUGGGUUUGAGGGCCUAAACUGUGACCUCGAUAUCAAUGAAUGCGCGUCGUCACCUUGUGUCAAUGGUAGCUGUACCGAUGACGUAGACGGUUACUUGUGCACGUGCGAUAAUGGUUUCGAUGGCGCCAACUGUGAACUGGAUAUCAAUGAAUGCUUGUCGGCACCUUGUAUUCGUGGUAACUGCACCAAUGUUAUAGAUGGUUACGUGUGUACUUGUUACGCUGGUUUUGAUGGGCUCAACUGUGAAAUAGAUAUCAAUGAAUGCUUAUCAUCCCCUUGUAUAAAUGGUAACUGUACAGAUGACGUAAACGGUUACGUAUGUAGUUGCGAUGAUGGUUUUGAUGGGUCUAACUGUGACCUUAAUACCAAUGAAUGCGUGUCGUCACCUUGUAUAAAUGGUAACUGUACAGAUGUCGUAGAUGGUUACGUGUGUACUUGCAAUGCUGGUUUUGAUGGGAUCAACUGCGACCUGGAUAUCGAUGAAUGUGCGUCGUCACCUUGUAUCCAUGGCAACUGUACCGACAUCAUCAAUGAGUAUUUUUGCGUUUGCAGUAUAGGCUACACUGGACCUAACUGCGAUGAGGAUAUCGACGAUUGUGAAGGCAUUGACUGUAAAAAUGGCGAGUGUCUUGACCUAUCAAAUGACUUCAUAUGCCAAUGUCAGUCCGGCUUUGAAGGAACAUUCUGCGACAGCAAUAUUGAUGAGUGUGUAUCAUCUCCAUGUUUAAAUGGUGGAACAUGUACUGAUGACAUCGAUAGCUUCAGCUGCACAUGUCCAGAAUCAUUUUCAGGAAGCACCUGUGAACAGGACGUUGACGAGUGCGCAGGUAUAAAUCCUUGUCCUGAUAAUGCAAUCUGCAACAAUACAUUCGGCGGCUUCUGCUGUUUCUGUAAGCCUGGGUUCAAUGGUGAAAACUGCGAGGAAUAUGCGGAUCCAUGUUUACUUAACCCGUGUCAAAAUGACGGGACGUGUAUCUCUGAGGAUCGAAAUUUCAGAUGUGAGUGUAGCAGUGGAUUUACAGGUACAUUUUGUGACGUCGUCAUAAAUCCCUGCAACUCUUCCCCAUGUUUAAAUGGAGGAAGUUGUAAGGAAGCUGAUGAUGGAAAUUACAAUUGCCAGUGUACCAAGGAAUUUACAGGUGAAAGGUGCGAAAUAGACAUUUCAAGUUCAUCUUAUGCCUUUUACCUGACGGGGAGUGUGUCAGAUGAAGAUAAACUUGCAGAUGAUAUCAGUGAAGUAUACAGUUACUCGUCCGGGUCAAAUGAUGAUGUCACAGUAUUAAUAUUAUCAAUAGAAGAAUACGUUUCUGUCGAGACAGGAGAACCUGUGAGUAGAGUUGAAUUCGUAUUGAUAGUGAACAAUACUGCGCAAAGCACAGAAGAAAUACAAUCCAUGAUAGCUGAAACGCCAUCUGACGUCAUCGAGGAGAGUUUAAAAACAGAACUCUUCACAGGAGACGCGGUGCCAAAAGAAGAUUAUACGGAAAAGGGAUGGUUUGAAGAAAACUGGAUUUGGUUUAUGUUUUUAAUUUUCGGAGUGUCUGCUGUAACCGUGGGCUUGGCGUUAUGGGCUUACAGGCCAAAAAGGUGAAUGUCAGCUUCUUAUUAAUUAAAUAUAUAGCCAUAGAAUCAAAGUUGAGUUAAAGCAUUUAAAAUAAAUCAAGAAUCCAGAAUAAUUUAUUGUCAUCGAUCAAACAUGUAAACAAUAAAAAUUUUUUUGCCUGUUGCUCAAAAUCUAAAAUACGACAAAGAAUACAAACAUAUUCAUUAUGAUUGCUUCUUUGUUGUUUGAGUAAUUUAAUUGCAGUCAGUUGAAAAUCCUCACCUGUGAAAUAGAGACAUUAACCAUUAUUUUUCAUAUACUCACUACAUGGGCACUUCAGAGCGCUUGUCUGUAAAUAUCGACCAAUUUCUUAAAGUAGUGACCAAACAAAAAAAAAAUCGAUUUUCUUCCAAAUUUUGAUUUAACUUUUGAUAAACAUGAAAAAAAUCGAGAUAUUUUCCACAAAUUUCAUCUUG
Messenger RNA from Anneissia japonica, 5202 nucleotides. RefSeq names its product fibropellin-1-like. Gene Ontology annotation, molecular function: calcium ion binding. Gene Ontology annotation, cellular component: membrane. Gene Ontology annotation, biological process: cell communication. The record is from RefSeq and is a predicted model, not a curated record. NCBI's taxonomy places the organism in Eukaryota, Metazoa, Echinodermata, Crinoidea, Comatulida, Comatulidae. The coding region runs from base 170 to 4774 and encodes 1534 amino acids. The transcript has 11 exons.